Messenger RNA from Amoebophrya sp. A25, 524 nucleotides. The record is from the annotation of a GenBank genome assembly. Lineage: Eukaryota; Dinophyceae; Syndiniales; Amoebophryaceae.
UUCUUCACGUCACCAUGGACAAGAAAGAAGUCGUUCUUCCUCUCAUCGUAGCAGAAGAAGUAGACGUGACGACCACGAGGAUCAGCAUGACAAAAAGGACAAGAAGCCAAAAAAACACCAUUCAUCUUCUUCUUUUUCCUCCGCUUCGUCCAGAAGAAAUCCUAGAGUGGAACAAUCUAACGCCAAGAAACCAGACCAAUCUGACAGCGAAAAUCACAUUCACAGUGAACCAGAAAUGGAUAACCACCCGAGGAGUCUCUCUCGCGGAUCUCGUGUUAGUUUUUCUGACGAGGUGGAGACCGAAAUGGCGCGUCGUCGUCAUCGUGACAAGAAGAGAGAUGAACGAAAAUAACACCGUGGCGGAGACGAAGAGGAAAGGACAGACGACAUGCUCGAAGAUCGGGAAGGAGGAGAUUACACACUACGACAACAAGGUGAAGAGGAAAACGAUACUGCAGUCCAGCAAGAGGACGACAGUCCUUUUAGUGCACGUGGUCAGCGCAUCAGUACAACAGAGAAAGUAG